ACCCUGGACAUAAUAAUAAUUCAGCACUUAUAUUGCACUUGUAUUUUUAUCUUGAUGUUGUUAGUCUAUUAUAUGUUGUUGUCGUUCCUCAUUCUAGUUUGACUUGUCAUAACUCUGACCUUCUGACCGCAGUUCUGCGGUCUGGAGGUUUAAACCUGAAGUUUAAACUCCAACUAAACACUGCAAUUCACUUAAUGAAAUUUACGCUUCCAGAAUAUUCUUUUUUUGUCCACACGGUGUCACUGUCUACCAGCAAGACUAAAUAUUUUACAGGGCAAGCAGAAACGCCUACUGCGGGAGAAACCGCAGUUCUCUCCUCAGUCUGUCAGUAAAAUAGCAUUGAGGCGGAGCCCGGGCAUGUCAGGAUUACAUUUAUUUAGAUAAACAUCAUCCUGUCUUAUAAAUUGCGCGAAUGCUUGGAUUUAUCUCCCGCUUGUGUUCGGGCUUGUGAGGGCUGCAGCCAUGGCCGCAUCCGAGGGGCUGGAGAGCGCGCGGAUUGUCCUUCUAUUUUGGCAGCUGCUUUGUCUGCUGGAUGCGACGUCAGGGCAGAUCGUUUAUUCCAUUUCCGAGGAGGUAAGCCAGGGCACGUUUGUUGGAAAUAUAGCGAAGGAUCUGAAUCUAAAACUUCCUGAACUGGAGACGCGGAUGUUACGGGUUGUCUCUGGAUCUUCUAAGCACUAUUUUGAGGUGGAUUUAAAAACCGGAAUCCUGUUUGUGAAUGACAGAAUAGACCGAGAAGAACUGUGCGCGAGCAGCCUCGUGUGCUCUGUCCGGUUGGAGGUCGUUGCUCAGUUUCCUUUGGCAUUGCACCGUGUUGUGGUGAACAUAUUGGAUAUUAAUGAUAAUCCGCCGACUUUUCCGGGGAAGUCUACGAAUAUCCGCAUCGCGGAGUCCACUGUUCCUGGGGCAAAAUUUUCUCUAUUUAGUGCAGAUGAUCCUGACGUUGGCAGUAACUCAGUUAAAACCUAUAAACUUGGUUCAAAUGAAUAUUUUUCUCUCGAUGUAAACACUGAUGGCGAUCGAGUGUCUGCUGAGUUAGUGCUGCAGAAAGCUUUAGACCGAGAGAAACAGCCUGUCAUCCGCCUCCUGCUGACUGCUGUUGACGGAGGAAAACCCCCCAGAUCCGGGACCUUACAGAUAACUGUUAACGUUCUAGAUGCUAACGACAAUGCCCCGGCAUUCAGUAGUCCGUUGUACAAAGUUAGGGUGUAUGAAAAUUCCCCAGUAGGGACGACAAUACUAAAACUGAACGCAACAGAUCCGGAUGAGGACAUAAAUGGUCAAAUCUUAUUUUCAUUUAUCAACGAAGGGGCAAAACAUUUUCAGAACGCUUUUGCAAUAAAUCACACCACCGGGGAAAUUACCGUCAGUGGAAAUGUGAAUUACGAGGAGAGCAGCGCUUAUGAGCUUCGUGUUGAAGCCCAGGAUAGAGGCCACACGCCUCUGGCGUCCCAUUGCAAAGUUCUGGUGGAAAUAAUUGACAAAAAUGAUAACGCGCCCGAGAUUAAAGUCACGCCUCUAUUGGACUAUGUCACAGAGGACGCGGGAAAAGGCACUGCCCUCGCGCUUAUCACAGUCUCAGAUAAGGACGCCGGAAAAAACGGCAAAAUCACCUGUUCCGUCUCUGACCCCUCUACAUUCACAUUGGAAACGUCUUACAGUAAUUAUUAUUCCUUGGUAUUGGGUGCGGAUUUAGACAGAGAGCGCGUGUCUCAGUACAACAUCACCAUCACAGCUAUAGAUGAAGGGUCUCCACCUCUCUCCAGCACCAGCGUUAUCACUGUGCACGUUUCUGAUGUGAACGACAACGCGCCGCGCUUUCCGGAGCGCGUGAUGAACGUGUAUUUAAAAGAAAACAGUCCAGUGGGCGCGUUAAUAUGUACAGUGUCCGCCUUUGAUCCUGAUGAAAAGGAGAACGCGCGAGUGUCUUAUUCGAUGUUGGAAAACCCUUCUAAGACAGUGUCCGUUUCUACAGUAGUGAACGUGAACUCUGUGAGCGGAGAGAUAUACAGCCUGCAGUCUUUUAACUACGAGGAAGUAAAAACGCUCCAGUUUCAAGUUCAGGCCACAGACUCUGGUGUCCCUCCGCUGAGUAACAACGUGACCGUGAAUGUUUUUAUCCUGGAUGAGAAUGACAACAGUCCCGGGGUUCUCCCGCCCUAUUCUGGCCAGGGCUCCGUUAAUACUGAGAGCAUUCCCUAUGCUGCUGAAGCGGGGUACUUUGUGGCCAAGAUCAGGGCUGUAGACGCAGACUCUGGCUACAACGCGCUGCUUUCUUACCACAUCGCGGAACCCAAGGGAAGCAGCCUCUUCCGAAUCGGAACCAGCAGCGGGGAAAUAAGGACUAAGAGGCGAAUGAGUGACAAUGACUUGAAGACUCACCCGCUCGUCAUUUUGGUCUCUGACCACGGAGAGCCUUCCCUGUCUGCAACUGUGUCUAUCGAUGUUGUGGUGGUGGAAAGUGCGGGUGAAAUACAGACGUCGUUCAGACAGCUGCCGGUGAAGGAGGAGACUUUCUCUGAUUUAAAUCUGUAUUUGCUGAUCGCCAUUGUGUCGGUGUCAGUUAUAUUUUUACUGAGUCUGAUUAGUUUAAUCGCUGUAAAAUGCCACCGGACGGACGGCGGUUUGAGCAGGUACAGCGCCCCAAUGAUCACCACUCACCCUGACGGGAGCUGGUCUUACUCUAAAUCUACUCAGCAGUAUGACGUGUGCUUCAGCUCAGACACGCUGAAGAGUGACGUAGUGGUUUUCCCGACGCCGUUUCCGCCUGCUGAUGCGGAGCUGAUCAGUAUUAAUGGAGGGGACACUUUUAAACGGACACAGACGCUCCCCAACAGUGAGAAGGUAAAUUGUGUGUUUGAUCUAUUUCAUAUCGCCACAUCUGCGCGUGUAUUUACUGUUCUUUCAGAGCAAAACAACUGUCCUUAAUUGUCCCUUCCUUUGUCUGUUCCGGUUCUACUGAUGCAUAUGACAGCAGUGCGUUUGUAUUUACUUUCUAAUGUCGAGAUUUUUGUGGAGCAUUUUUUUUCAUUGAGAUAAAAUUUUAAUCAAUAUUUUACCUGUAAUUAUGAAUUUAUAUGUUCGAGGUAAUAGCGACAUUUUGUUUCCUCGCGUAAUUACGCAUUACAAUAGCGCU
This is a messenger RNA of Anguilla anguilla (European eel), 3136 nucleotides long. Its product is annotated as protocadherin alpha-8-like. The transcript has a single exon. Lineage: Eukaryota; Metazoa; Chordata; Actinopteri; Anguilliformes; Anguillidae. Gene Ontology annotation, molecular function: calcium ion binding. Gene Ontology annotation, cellular component: plasma membrane. Bases 463 to 2928 code for a protein of 821 amino acids. Gene Ontology annotation, biological process: homophilic cell-cell adhesion. The record is from RefSeq and is a predicted model, not a curated record.